Molecule: messenger RNA, 1359 nt
Organism: Vavraia culicis subsp. floridensis
Lineage: Eukaryota; Fungi; Microsporidia; Pleistophoridae
Product: DNA repair protein
Exons: 1
Coding region: 1-567 (188 amino acids)
Biological process (GO): nucleotide-excision repair, DNA damage recognition; base-excision repair; nucleotide-excision repair involved in interstrand cross-link repair
Cellular component (GO): nucleotide-excision repair factor 1 complex
Molecular function (GO): damaged DNA binding
Source: RefSeq, a predicted model, not a curated record
AUGGAACACGGCUUCAUCAAAGAUGAGAAUAACAAGGCAAAAGAACCAAAACAGGUGCAAGAGCCGUCCUUGAAGUUGCCUAUCGCUGCGAACAGGCUGUGCAAAUAUUGCGAGAACCCCCGUAUCGACUUUGAAGUGCAACAAACUUUUGGUGUGAGCGUAUGCAAUGAUUGCAAGUACGAUAAAUUGCAUCUCAUCAACAAAACAGCCGUACUAAGAGAGUAUUUGCUGACGAGCGAUGAUUUGAAGAACAGCAGGUACUUAACACGGCCCAAUCCAAAGAAGGGUACGUGGAGUGACAUGCAAUUGUUCCUGCUCGAGGAGAUUGAAGAGCUAGCAAUAAAGAAAUGGGGCAGCAUAGAGAACGCAGAAACAGAGAAAGAAAGAAGAAAAGAGCUUUUGUUGGAUAAAAAAAAGAAAAAAAUUAGGGAGAGGGUGAAGGAGCUGAGAAAACGUACGUUAAUAGAAGAUAGAAUGAAAAUCAGGACACAUAAGCAUACAUUCAUAUUGGCGAAUGGAAUCUGCAAGUGUGAGUGCGGUAUGAUUAUUGAUCAGGAGGAGAUUUGAACUUGUGGGCUGUAUUGUUGCCAGGCGUGUAUGAUUUAUGUGUAAUGCUUAAGACCAGUGCAAACAUUUAACAAACUAUAUAUGCGGUUCUGGAUUGCAUAAACCUGGGAAUGAAACACCAAAAUUUGGUAUAUCAGGAGUUGUAGCAGUAAAAGCGUUAUUUGCCAUUUCCUGGCAAAAAUUAAUUUUCUGCUUAUUCCUAGACCCGUUGAUAUGUAGCGCUGGACUUGAGCGGUACAUAUUGUAUUCUGGUUUCAAGCCGUAUUUUAGAAAUUUUACAUGCAAUCUAUCAUGUGGCCGAUCAAUGUUCUUGAAUGCGCUGACCUCAUCAGUGGAUAGCCAAUACAUUGUGUUGUAAAUAUGCUUUUCUUAAGACAGUUUUUAAUGGAUGGCUUGUUGGCUCUAGUCAAUGUUUUUUUGUGCGCUAUCCAAAACUUCCGAUUCUAUCGAGCAUCAGAUGUAGCUCUGGUACCCUGUAAUUUUGUCGCAUUCCUCUCGUUAUGGCUGUUUCUGUAGCUUGGUGCUAUUAACUAAGUGUUUGUUAAACGCAGAUUGUGAUGUUAUGUUCAGGUCUUGCAUAAGAAAUAGCUUGGUUCUGUCCUUCUACUGCAUCAACAAAUAUGUUCUGGAAUAUAAAAUAAAUGGGCACUGCGAGUUGGCGAGCAUAAAGAGAUAUGUAGGUAUUAAAUUUACGAUGAUUGAUAGGAAAACAAGUGUUGUUCUAUGAACCAAAAGAUAGCGGCAGCGGUUGGUCUCAGCGGACCAAAAAUGUGAGGAAAUAAAUGGAUGCGU